Mandrillus leucophaeus (drill) is the source of this 1624-nucleotide messenger RNA. RefSeq names its product G protein-coupled receptor 26 (gene GPR26). The transcript is spliced from 3 exons. Gene Ontology annotation, molecular function: G protein-coupled receptor activity. Gene Ontology annotation, cellular component: membrane. Lineage: Eukaryota; Metazoa; Chordata; Mammalia; Primates; Cercopithecidae. Bases 34 to 768 code for a protein of 244 amino acids. The record is from RefSeq and is a predicted model, not a curated record. Gene Ontology annotation, biological process: adenylate cyclase-activating G protein-coupled receptor signaling pathway.
GCCUUCCUCGACACCUUCCUGGCGGCCAACUCCAUGCUCAGCAUGGCCGCACUCAGCAUCGACCGCUGGGUGGCCGUGGUCUUCCCGCUGAGCUACCGGGCCAAGAUGCGCCUCCGCGACGCGGCGCUCAUGGUGGCCUACACGUGGCUGCACGCGCUCACCUUCCCAGCCACUGCGCUCGCCCUGUCCUGGCUUGGCUUCCACCAGCUGUACGCCUCGUGCACGCUGUGCAGCCGGCGGCCGGACGAGCGCCUGCGCUUCGCCGUCUUCACUGGCACCUUCCACGCUCUCAGCUUCCUGCUCUCCUUCGUCGUGCUCUGCUGCACGUACCUCAAGGUGCUCAAGGUGGCCCGCUUCCAUUGCAAGCGCAUCGACGUGAUCACCAUGCAGACGCUCGUGCUGCUCGUGGACCUGCACCCCAGUGUGCGGGAACGCUGUCUGGAGGAGCAGAAGCGGAGGCGACAGCGAGCCACCAAGAAGAUCAGCACCUUCAUAGGGACCUUCCUUGUGUGCUUCGCACCUUAUGUGAUCACCAGGCUAGUGGAGCUCUUCUCCACCGUGCCCAUCGGCUCCCACUGGGGGGUGCUGUCCAAGUGCUUGGCCUACAGCAAGGCCGCGUCCGACCCCUUUGUGUACUCCUUACUGCGACACCAGUACCGCAAAAGCUGCAAGGAGAUUCUGAACAGGCUCCUGCACAGACGCUCCAUCCACUCCUCCGGCCUCACGGGCGACUCUCACAGCCAGAACAUUCUGCCGGUGUCUGAGUGAAGGACCACGCUCCUGCUGAAGGGUUUAGAAUGAGGCAGCGGUGAGAAGAAGGGAGGGAGGGCGUGGGGGCCCCUGGGUGGACACCACCAGCUGCCAGUCCCUGGCACACCCAGUGAUCCUGGUUCCCUGGCUUGUAGGGGCUCCAGAGCCUGCUUCCUGGUUCCUCAAGGGCAGACAUUGGACACUCACUAUUUGUCACCAAAGGAUGACUGUGGGCCGUGUGCUGGCCUUUCUUUCUAAGAAGCUCCUCUGAGCUCCUGAACUCACCUGAGGCUCCCUGGGGGAUGACACUCAGUUCUGUCACUGUCAAGGAUGCAGAGAGCUGAUGGUAGGUGGGGAGCAUGGUGUCCACCUGCCUGCUGACCACUGGGCGCUAUUCCAUGCUGAAGAAAAGUGACAGUCUCCAGGGGACAUUUCAGCCAUGUCCCUUCUGAAAGGGAGGCUGGCAGUGGUCAUUUGGCCCGGAUCUAACGUGGCACCUCGUCUCCACAGGGUAGUGACGGCUGCUUCAAUCCAAAUAUGAUUCAGCUGGUACUGACGACAUUGUGCCCAGCUGGGACUCUUGGGCUCUGUGCCUGAGGGAAAACGUUUCACAACUAGUGGCUGUCCAAUUGCUGCUGUCCAGUUGUCUUAGAAAUGGUCAAUUGGAUUCAACUUUUGUCCUCUCCUUCCCCCUAAAAGCGAAUGUUUGUGUGUGCAGACAAUCUUAGCAUGAAAAUGGUUUAAAUAGGCUGGUCCUACAUGUAUUAGGUUCUUUCAAGUUUGACUGGGAGGUCACCUUUUUCUGAUUUACAAGUCCUAACUGUUGGAGCUCAGUAAAGGCAGGAGGAAGGUGACUGGUUAGUCCCCCCCUCCC